Molecule: messenger RNA, 846 nt
Organism: Drosophila ficusphila
Lineage: Eukaryota; Metazoa; Arthropoda; Insecta; Diptera; Drosophilidae
Product: loricrin
Exons: 2
Coding region: 68-640 (190 amino acids)
Source: RefSeq, a predicted model, not a curated record
UCAGCUCCCCAAUCUCACUUCGUCCAGCGUCAAGCGCCAGUUCAAGCCAAGUUCAGCCGACAACAAAAUGAAGGUGUUCAUCUGCCUGAUUGCCUGUUUCAGCCUGGUUAAUUCCGGAUUCAUUGGAGGUGGUGGCAGCAGUGGUUGGUCCUCCGGCGGCGGUGGUGGUUGGUCCUCCGGCGGCGGUGGUGGUGGCUGGUCCUCCGGCGGCGGCAGUACACCCACCAUUGUCAAGGUCAUCAGCGAGGAGGCUCCCCAUGGAGGCGGCGGUUGGGCCAGUGGAUACUCCGGCGGCCACUCCCACGGAGGAGAGGAGCUGAAGAUCAUCAAGGUGAUCAGCGAGGGCGGCCACUCCCACGGUCACGGCCACGAUCACGGACAUGGACACUCCCACGGAGGCGAGGUGAAGAUCAUCAAGGUCAUCCAGGAGGAGCAGUCCCACGGCCAUGGUCACGGCUACGACUACUCCAGCGGAGGCCAUGGACACGGUCACGCCGCCGAGGAGAUCAAGAUCAUCAAGCUGAUCAGCUCCGGAAUCGCCGAUGGCGGAAGCUCUGGUGGCUGGUCAUCCGGUGGAUCCUCUGGUGGUUGGUCCUCUGGUGGAUCCUCUGGUGGUUGGUCCUCCGGCGGAUGGAACUAAGAUGAUUCCCGGAUAACGGUAAUCCAGUGCCACGAUGUCAACUCCCUUGUUCCUUGUUGUUGGAGCUGUGCGUCGAUUUUGGCCUUUUUGAAGCUACGAAGUUAUUUUUAAGAUAGUGCACGCGUUUUGUGUGUGCGCUUAAAAGCCAUUAUUUUUUUUUUUGUUAAUUGUUUACAAAAUAUAUGAAAGAUACAAAAAAAAAACUA